GGCGGGCCUGUGGCACCCUUCAGCCCCAUUCAGCCUCCUUCAGCCUGGCAUCCCGAGGCUCCCGCCGGCCGCACCGGCGCCGCUUCCCCUGCCGCAGAGCCUUUGGGAUCGGAAGGCAUCGCCGGAGAUCCGCAGUGAGCCCCGCGGAGCAGGUGGCGCGGCCAGAAUUUGGAUCGAGCUCAUCAUAGACCUCUCCCAGCUUGUGUGCUUCGGGCUGGGGCUGCUUUGUCCUGGUUCACACCCAAAGACCAGAACCUCCUUCUGUGCCAGUUCCUUUCAGCACAGCUUUCCUUUAGCAGCGUUGCUUAUCCAUGAAAGUUGUGAGUGCUGCAUGUGUGCUUUUCAGAGCAGUAGUGUGAGGAAGCUGGCAGUGGAAUGGCAGGACGGCCUCAUCCUUAUGACAGUAACUCCAGUGAUCCAGAGAAUUGGGAUCGGAAAUUGCAUAAUAGACCUCGUAAACUUUGUAAACACUCAAGCACCUCAUCCCGUGUAGCCAAAGGAGUGGAGUGCAGCAAGAUGAGCCUGCACGGCGCCGCCGGGGGCCACGAGAGAUCCAGGGACAGGCGGCGCUCCAGCGACAGAUCCCGCGACUCGUCCCACGAGAGAGCAGAGUCCCAGCUCACCCCGUGCAUCAGGAAUGUCACCUCACCCACAAGGCAGUGUCAUUCUGAUCGCGAGAAGGAUCACAGCUCCUCUCGGCCCAGCAGCCCCCGGCCCCAGAAGACGUCCCCCAAUGGCUCUGUUGUCAGCAUGGGCACCAGCAGCAGGAACAGCAGCCAGUCCAGCUCAGAUGGCAGCUGCAAGGCUGCUGGGGAGAUGGUGUUUGUGUACGAGUACGGCAAAGAGGGAGCCCGGAAUGUCAGAACUUCCGAGCGAGUCACACUCAUCGUGGACAACACCAGAUUUGUUGUAGAUCCUUCCAUCUUCACUGCACAACCUAACACAAUGUUGGGCAGGAUGUUUGGAUCAGGCAGAGAACACAACUUUACACGGCCCAAUGAAAAAGGAGAGUAUGAAGUUGCUGAAGGAAUUGGUUCUACUGUGUUUCGUGCUAUUCUGGAUUACUACAAGACUGGGGUGAUUCGCUGUCCUGAUGGGAUUUCUAUUCCUGAGCUGAGGGAAGCAUGUGACUAUCUCUGUAUCUCCUUUGAGUACAGUACUAUCAAAUGCAGAGAUCUGAGUGCUCUCAUGCAUGAACUAUCAAACGAUGGUGCUCGCAAGCAAUUUGAGUUUUACCUGGAAGAAAUGAUCCUGCCAUUGAUGGUGGCCAGUGCCCAGAGUGGGGAGAGGGAGUGCCACAUUGUUGUGCUGACAGAUGAUGAUGUUGUUGACUGGGAUGAAGAGUAUCCCCCCCAAAUGGGAGAGGAGUAUUCACAAAUUAUUUACAGCACAAAGUUGUACAGAUUCUUCAAGUACAUUGAAAACAGAGACGUGGCCAAAUCGGUUCUGAAGGAAAGGGGACUCAAGAAGAUCCGGCUGGGCAUCGAAGGGCGCUGGGGCGGUGACCUUCGUGUCUGUGUUUCCCCUGGGUUUGUGACCUUGGUGACCCCGAGCUGGCCUGGCCCCGCUCCGCGGCCCCGCCGUGGCACGGCCUUAGGAGGCAGAGUGGGAAUUGAUAGUAGCACUUUACAAAUGGUUGAGAAGUGGAAUUUGAAGCCAUUUUUUAUAAAUGUAUUGCACAAUACUAACAAAGUGCUUCUAUCAAAGGUAUUAACUGUACAUAGUUUUGCUCCGAAUAGGUUGACCCUUUUGAAGUUAUUGUAUAUGGUUGAGCACAAAACUACUUACUCUUGGGUUUUUGGAUUGAGGACGUGAUUCAAUGACCCAUGUAACAUCUUGUUCAAGUUCUUUAGUGAAUUUUUUCACUUGUUUGCAGCGUGAGCCAUGUUCAAAAAUUGUGAACAACGGACAGGGGCUUUAUCUUAAAUUUUGCCUUACCUUAAGCUGUUCACAAAUAUUUAUUUAAUACAUUUUUCAUAAGUGUCAUGAAAUAGGAAAAUGCAAAUGGUUCAUUCUUCAUUUAUUAAUGAUUGUAAACAAGUUUUUCAUGCAAAUAAAGUUUCCAUUAUUUUAAUGGGCUUGAA
Molecule: messenger RNA, 2084 nt
Organism: Zonotrichia albicollis (white-throated sparrow)
Lineage: Eukaryota; Metazoa; Chordata; Aves; Passeriformes; Passerellidae
Source: RefSeq, a predicted model, not a curated record